CGAAGAAAUGAGCGAAAUGGCGAAAGGAGCAGGAGAUUCAGCAAUCAAAACAUAACCCGGAAAAGAAUUACAAAUGCGAGAAGUUUACUCGAAGUUAUUUACUUGUGCAAAGAAUUUCAAUAGGGAUGCGAAGAAAUCAAGAGGAAGUCUAAAUGGUGGGCCACAUUCUUAUGUAACUACUGGAAUUUCUUCUGGCAAUAAUUCCAGUGCCAAGACUUUAAUUGAAUACGACAAUGACGAGACUUUGGAAAUCAAGGAAGAAAUCGUCGAAGCGCGAGGGAAUACAGGUAAAAAUGAUCAUAAAAUGAACGAAUCGAAAUUCUGUACCAUAUAUAUAAAAGAAGAUGAUAUAUUGUCUGCUGAAAACAAACUCCGGAGUCAAAAGAAGCCGAAAAAUCAGGAUUCAGGACAGAAACCGGAAAUGCAAUACAAAUGCGAUAAAUGUGCUCGGACCUUUUCAUAUUUUAAUACUUUCUAUCAGCAUCAAAGAUACGAUUGCGGCGUCACGCCACGUUUUGAGUGUAAACUCUGCGGCAAACGAUUUAAACGGACUAAUGUCAUGAAUAGACAUAUAGAUCACGUGCAUCGUAAGAAAGGCGCAAAGAAGUCAGUAUUGAGGCAUAAUUGCGACAAAUGUUUUCGAAGUUACAAUUGGGCAUGUGAUUUAUAUCGACAUAGAAGUUUAGAACACGCAGAAGUUCAAUCAGAGUUUACUUGUGAUAUUUGCGGUUUCAAAUUCAAACGCAAAGCUUACUUGUACACUCAUAUUGCUUCAAAACAUCUCAAUCAAGGCAAUUCCAAGAGGCAGUCGAAGAAAGUAAUAUGA
Messenger RNA from Belonocnema kinseyi, 826 nucleotides. RefSeq names its product zinc finger protein 626-like. The transcript has 4 exons. Bases 74 to 826 code for a protein of 250 amino acids. Lineage: Eukaryota; Metazoa; Arthropoda; Insecta; Hymenoptera; Cynipidae. Gene Ontology annotation, biological process: regulation of transcription by RNA polymerase II. The record is from RefSeq and is a predicted model, not a curated record. Gene Ontology annotation, molecular function: RNA polymerase II transcription regulatory region sequence-specific DNA binding; DNA-binding transcription factor activity, RNA polymerase II-specific. Gene Ontology annotation, cellular component: nucleus.